UUUAUAAUUCAUUUGUACAUCAUCAUAUUUACCUACUACAAUUCCACUACUUUGCCACUUUAGGGUCAGAUCAUCAUUAAACCAACGAGAGAGAGAGAGAGAGAGAGAGAGAGAGAAAUGAUGGCAUCUUCCGUUAUCUCCAUCAUCUUCUUCACCAUAUGUGGCUUAGCAUUCUUUGUAAACUCUCAAGUAGAUUCCUGCAAUUCCAAUCUAAACAUCAACAGCCUCCCUUUUGACUCAGCAUCUCUCCACUGUGUCAGUGCUUGGAGUUCUCAGGAUUUCAUCCUUCGAUACGCGCAGACUUCAUCAAAUUUAUGGAGCUUUGUUCUGUCAGCACCAGAUGCAAAUAGUUACAUAGCUAUAGGGUUUUCAAGCAAUGGUGUGAUGAUAGGAUCCAGUGCUGUUGUGGGGUGGAUAUCGGCAACUGAUGGUUCUCCGACAGUAAAAAAGUAUUUUCUGGGAGGGCAAAAUUCAAAGGAAGUGGUACUUGACGGAGGAAACCUAGUAAUUAACACUUCCAUGAUCGUAACUCAGUCUUCACGCCUGUAUUUAGCCUUCCAGUUGAACACCGACCAGCCGGCGCCUCGGAUAAUUUAUGCUCUCGGACCGACCGGUGUGAUGCCUUCUUCUCCAAGCUUCUCCUUGACCCGGCACGCUGACAUGGUCUCCACAACCUUGAAUUAUGUUACAGGUCAAACAAGCAAUAUCAAUGUAAGGCCACAGUCAAGAUUAAGGAAGAGCCAUGGAGCAUUGAACAUGGUUGGCUGGGGCAUUUUGAUGAUAAUCGGAGCAAUAGUUGCUCGCCAUUUCAGGCAAUGGGAUCCUGUGUGGUUCUACGUCCAUAUUUGCAUUCAAUCAUUGGGAUUUUUACUAGGCAUAGCUGGUGUCAUCUGCGGAAUUAUCCUUGAAAAUCGUCUUGGUGCUGAUGUCUCCACCCACAAGGGUCUUGGGGUCUUCCUUCUUGUUCUUGGAUGCCUUCAGGUGAUGGCAUUUUUGGCUCGACCAGAGAAGUCGUCAAAGGUAAGGAAGUACUGGAAUUGGUACCACUACAGUGUGGGGAGGAUUUUGAUUAUAUUUGCAGUAGCAAAUGUCUUCUAUGGAAUCCAUUUAGGUAAAGAGGGACGAGAAUGGAAGGGUGGCUAUGGAGGUGUUCUUGCUAUCUUGUUUGUAAUUGCUCUUAUUUUAGAGGUGCGAAUGUGGAUGAAAAAAUGAGUUUCUUACACCUAGCUGCUACACUUUCAAGGUUUCCAUUACUAUUUGUAACAGAAUACUUCUUCGAUUCUGCCUAUAUAUGUUUUUUUUU
Messenger RNA from Populus trichocarpa (black cottonwood), 1303 nucleotides. RefSeq names its product cytochrome b561 and DOMON domain-containing protein At3g07570. The record is from RefSeq and is a predicted model, not a curated record. NCBI's taxonomy places the organism in Eukaryota, Viridiplantae, Streptophyta, Magnoliopsida, Malpighiales, Salicaceae. The transcript is spliced from 4 exons. Bases 118 to 1212 code for a protein of 364 amino acids.